Cantharellus anzutake is the source of this 1411-nucleotide messenger RNA. Its product is annotated as restriction endonuclease type II-like protein. The transcript has 6 exons. Gene Ontology annotation, biological process: meiotic mismatch repair; UV-damage excision repair; mitotic recombination. Lineage: Eukaryota; Fungi; Basidiomycota; Agaricomycetes; Cantharellales; Hydnaceae. The record is from RefSeq and is a predicted model, not a curated record. Gene Ontology annotation, cellular component: ERCC4-ERCC1 complex; nucleotide-excision repair factor 1 complex; nucleus. Gene Ontology annotation, molecular function: damaged DNA binding; single-stranded DNA binding. The coding region runs from base 45 to 1097 and encodes 350 amino acids.
GUCAAUGCAGUGCGGGUGACGUCCGGGCGUCCCGCUUUGGUGCAAUGAAUGAGGCAUCAACUUCAACUGGGCCGCCAGUAGUGCAGCCCAAACCUUCUGGAGCAUCCGCAAGCGCGAUUAUCGUCCGGAGGAACCAGAAGCAGAAUCCUGUCUUGAAAAUGUUUCAAAACGUUCCUUGGCAGUUUGGAGACAUUGUAUGCGAUUAUCAAGUUGGAAAGACGACAGGCGUAUUAUUUCUCAGCCUGAAAUAUCACCGCCUACAUCCCGAAUACAUUCAUGGGCGUAUUGCACAACUCGGGAAACACUACACUCUGCGCAUACUGAUGAUCUUGUGUGACGUUGGGGACCAACACGAAAACUUGAUCCGUGAACUUACCAAGGUUUGUCUCAUCAACGAGCUCACCAUCAUGGUUGCAUGGAGUUUCGAAGAGGUCGCAAUAUACUUACAAACCUACAAAGCUUUUGAAAACAAAUCUGCAGAUAGCAUCAAGGAAAGAGUCGAUCAAGACUAUUCCUCCAUUCUCCGCGCGGCGUUGACUGGCAUCAAAGGAGUCAACAAGACGGACGUUGUUUCCCUCAGAACGCAUUUCGGCUCCUUCUCGAAUAUAGCACAUGCUUCGCCGGAAGAUCUCGCUAAUUGUCCGGGAAUCGGGAGCGUCAAAGUUCGCCGUCUGAACGAAGCCCUUGCUCAGCCGUUCCGGCGCACAGCUGGUUCUAGUGCGAGGCACUCCGGGGAGGACCAGGGUGGAAGCUCGUUGCCGAGCAGUGCUGUGCCACGAGUCCUUGACUCUAACGCACCAGGACGACCAGAUGUCCAACCAGCGGAACAAGAUUCACGCCUGAGGCCGCCACGUUCUCCAUCCCCUCCAUGGGAUAUUGAUCUCGACCUUAACCCCUCCGAAGAUGAACCGGACUCUCAUCGCUUCUCGGGCGCCAAUACUUUACGGCAGCGAGAGCCCAGUCCAGACUGGGAGAUUGACUGGUCAAAAGAGGAAGGGGCUGCAGAGCAAAGUAACUACAUCGAGCAGGAAGAAACCACAAGCCCACCCGAAAGAAAAAAGCGGUGCACAAAUCCAUUCUCGUCCACGCCGCUAUAACCUCCACUUAUGCAACAAUUUUUCGCCUAACGCGACAUAUACACAAUUAUACGGUAAUGAGAGUAAAAGCAUUGGGCAAUCUGGAAAAUAAUAAGUUAUCCCAAAGAAACAUCCCAAAAUCACCCCAUUUCAAGCAGAAAUUGACUUUUCGGCGACAGCACAUCUAAUUUCGGAAUGAAAUGGCUGUCUAUCCUCCCCCUGCCCGAUCGGCUUGGCUCUAACGAUUCAAUGGUAGAAGCCCUUUGAUAUAAAAGCCUCAUUCGGAGACGAUGCAUGAGAUCCUUCGCCAUAGUACGGUCCAAGUGAGAUGCUCG